Pseudozyma flocculosa PF-1 is the source of this 3795-nucleotide messenger RNA. RefSeq lists its product as uncharacterized. The record is from RefSeq and is a predicted model, not a curated record. NCBI's taxonomy places the organism in Eukaryota, Fungi, Basidiomycota, Ustilaginomycetes, Ustilaginales, Ustilaginaceae. The transcript has 3 exons. Gene Ontology annotation, cellular component: nucleus. Gene Ontology annotation, biological process: recombinational repair. Gene Ontology annotation, molecular function: hydrolase activity; DNA binding; 3'-5' DNA helicase activity. The coding region runs from base 1 to 3795 and encodes 1264 amino acids.
AUGCUGAAGCCGGAUCCGGGAGCAGCCGACGGCGCCGACGCCGACACCAGCACCAGUGCAGUGCCCGCGGCUCAGGCCCCCAAAAUGGAGCAGGGUAACGGCGCUGCCGCUGUCGCUUCGGCUGCUCCGGCAGCAGCGGCGGGAUCCACCGACCACGGCGAAGGCGCAGCCGCAGACGCAGCCGCAGCCGCAGCGGCCGGCGCCGACACCUCGUCCGCUGUCCCCUUCAACAAGCGGCCGCAGCGAAACACCUACCUCGCCUCGCUCUCGCCCUCUCAGCUCAAGGCCGCCACCCACCCUCCGCUGCAUUCGCUCCAGAUCCUCGCCGGCCCCGGAUCGGGCAAGACGCGCGUCCUCACCUCGAGGGUGGCCUGGCUCAUCCUCGACCCCGGCAACAACAUCAACCCCGAGAACAUCGUCGUCGUCACCUUUACCAACAAGGCCGCAAACGAGAUGAAGUCGCGCCUCACCGCCCUCAUCGGACCCGCGCGCACCGCCAACCUCGUCAUCGGCACCUUUCACGCCACCUGCGCAAAGUACCUCCGCAAGUACGGCCAGCUCAUCGAGCUCUCCAACAACUUCACCAUCGUCGACGCCGACGAGAGCAAGAAGCUCUUCAAGCUCAUCAUCAAGCCCAUGGAAAAGGACCUCAAGGAGCAGGGCAUCUUCUUCAAGCCCGAAGACGCAAUGUCCGAGGUCUCCAAGGCCAAGGCCAAGGACAUCGACCCGCAGAGGUACCGCGAGGAGGCGCUCAAGUCGUCGGCCUCGUCGUCGCAGCAGCAGAAGCAGGCGCCCGGCCAGAACUUCCGCACCCGCUUCAGCUCCGACUUCAAGCGCAUCAUGGCCGACAUCUACCUCCGCUACCAGGAGCAGCUGCGCGAGGCCAACGCCCUCGACUUUGACGACCUGCUCGUCUACGGCGUCCGCCUCUUCCGCCAAAACCCGCAGAUUGCCCGAAGGAUCGAGCAUGUCCUCGUCGACGAGUUCCAAGACACCAACACGGCGCAGUACAUGCUCAUGAGCCUCAUGGCCGCCCACUGCCAGUCGAUCAGCGUCGUCGGCGACCCGGACCAGAGCAUCUACGGCUGGCGCAGCGCAGAGGUGGGCAACCUCAAGAAGAUGUGCCUCGAGUUCAAGGGCACCGAGCAAGUCCGGCUCGAGGAAAACUACCGCAGCACCGGCGCCAUCCUCGAGGCCUCGCUCAAGGUGGUGCAGCAGGAUCGUGCGAGGGUCGAAAAGGGACUGCACACUUCCCACCCGCGAGGGCCGCCGGUGACGCUGCGGUUCAACAGCAACGCGCCCAAGGAGGCUUGGUUCAUCGCGUCCGAGAUCAAGCGUAUCGUCGCCCACUCCGGAGGUCUGCUCAACUACAACGACUUUGCCGUGCUCCUGCGCUUCAACGCGCUCAGCCGAGCCAUCGAGGCCGAGUUCCAGACGCAGGGCAUCAUGAGCCGGAUGGUGGGCGGCCACAAGUUCUUUGACCGAAUGGAGAUCAAGGAUAUCCUGGGCUACCUCUCGCUCGCCGACAAUCCGGGCUUCACCCCUGCAUUCGUCCGCGUCGUCAACGUGCCCAAGCGUGGCAUCGGCGAGAACAAGAUCGGCGACUUGCGCGCCCAGGCGCAUCGCCUCAACCUCAAGCCGAUGGAGGUGGCCGAGCGGCUGGUGAGCGGCAGGCUCAAGGUGGCCGGCAUCGGGCCCGUGGUCAAAAAGGGCCUGGGCGAGUUGGUGGCGGCCGUCGUCGAGCUUCGCGAGAUGGCCAAGCAGAGGAAACCCGUCUCGCAGCUGAUCGAGGCGCUGCUCAAAAGGAUCGACUACGAGACCUACCUCCGACGCGAGCCCGACUUCGACUCGCGCUGGGAGAACGUCAAAGAGCUGAUCAGCUUCGCAACGAUGCUCGAACAGAGCAACGAGAAGACGGCGGCCGCCAUGCUGCGCCGCUACGAGGACGGCGAGGACGAGACCGAGGACGAGGAGGCGUACCACCGGGACGACGGCGACUUCGUCGAUCCAGACCACUACGACACCGAGAGCCUGAUGACGGCGACGCCCUCGACCAAGGCGCCCUCGCAGCCGUCGCAGCCCGAGAAGCGAGCCCUCAAGAGGGAGCCAGAGAGUGAGGUGAUCGACCUCAUCAGCAGCGACGAGGAAGACAAGGGCAAGCGCACCUCGCCCCGACAGCCGGACAAAAAGCGGGCAAAGAAGGCGAGGAAGACGUUUGGCGAGGCCAUGCUCGACCGUUCAAGCGGCUCCCCGGCCAAGGCGACCAAGAAGGAGGAGGAACCGGACCCGGCCGACGGCGGUGAUGGUUCGGCCUUUGCGGUGGAUAUCGACGUCGAAGACGACGACGACGACGACGAGGACGAAGAGGACAAGACACCGCUUCGAGUCUUUCUCGAAGCGAGCAUCCUCGCCACCGAUACGACCGAGGCCGAGGACGACGACGGCAAGGCCAAGCCCAAGGUGACGAUCUCGACCUGCCACGCGGCAAAGGGGCUCGAAUGGCCUGUCGUGUUUGUCCCCGCAGUGGAAGAGGGUACCUACCCAUCCUUCCGGUGCGAGCAGCCCCACGAGGUCGACGAGGAGUGCCGCCUGCUCUACGUCGCCAUGACGCGCGCCGAGGCGAUGCUCUAUCUGUCUUACUGCUCGCUGCGAAUGGCGGGUGGCGAGACGAGGGACAAGGUGCUCAGCCACUUUAUCUCGUCGAUUGCCAAGCGCGAGGCUGGUGGCUCGGCGACCGACGCAAAGGCUGUCCCUUUCUGCACGGCGAGGCCCGAGCUCGACUCUGCAGCCGUCGAUGCGAUUGUCAAGGUCACGGGCCGACCGAAGCCGGAGCCGUCGGCUUGCAACGACUCGAUCCGGCAGUUCGAGAGGACCAAGCUGGCUCAAGAGCUUACGCGCGUCGAUCGUGCCGAGGAGCUCGAGAGGUCUGGCGGCGUCGGAAGCGGCGGUUACGGCGGCUACGGCUCCGGCGGACGAUCGUCCUCUGGCGGCUUUGUCAGCGGCGGCGGAGGCUCUCUAGGUAGGUUCAGCGGAGGCGGCUCGUUUGCGCCGUCAUCAAGCCUUGGCAAGUUCAGCAACGGUAACUUGGGAAGCUCGGGGCCCUACUCUGCCUCGUCGUCGUCGUGGUCCAACGGCAGCUCCGGGGCAGGCAAUGCAGCCAUGAGGCAAAACCUGGGCUUCUCUCGGCCUACGAUUGGCUCCUUUUCGACGGUGCUGGACGACUACGACGACGACGAUGAGGUCGGUGCAAACAUCAAACCCACGACUGGCGGUGGCGGCAGCACCUAUGCGACCUACUCGGGCUUGCAAGUGGGCGGAGGCAUGGGACGGUCUGGCUCGGGCUCGACACUGGGAGGCGGACUGAUGAAGCGGCCGCUGAUGCCGCCGAGCAUGCAGGCACGGCAGAAGGCGGAGCGGGAGAGGGUGCAGCCCCCACCGCCGCCUCGGUUCACUGACGAGGUGCGGCUCAAGGCGCGGCCAGAGGAUGCGAUUGAGGCGGCGUCGGGGCGCACCGAUGGCAUGGCGCCGCGACGACGGGCAGACCUGGAAAGCUUCCAGCAGGCGCACAGCAGCAGCAUGUCGAGCCUCCUCGAUCUCCUCCCCGCCUCGGCCGACGAGGCAGCGACGAUGGCCGACAAUUUCGCGCAGGGAAGCGGCGGCGGCAGCAGCAGCAGCAGCAGCGCGACCACCAAUGGCGGUACGAGCACCGCCAACGGCAUCAGCGCAGGUCUGGGAAAUGGCAAGCGGCGGCUGGGAAUGGGGAUGGCGCGGCGACCAACAAAGGGCAAGCGGUAG